AUGGCCGAUUUCUAUGAAAAUGAAGUAUUUCGUAUGGAAGAGGCUGUUGGAUAUGCCUCUACCCUCAAAAAGCCAAAUUUGACGCAGAUCGCGGAGGAAUAUGCUAUUUCGUAUUAUACUCUGUACCGCCGAGUCCGUCAAAAAUCAACGCCCAGAAUUCAACGAAAACCACAAAAUAAGGCUUUAAAUGACGUCCAAGAGAAAGCUUUAUCCUUCUGGAUUCGAUCAUUGGAUGAAGCUUUUAUCCCUCCGACACCAAAUAUUAUAGAACAGUGGGCAAAUCUGACUCUUGCCCGAUCGGGAACAUCAGACCGAACAGUCGGAAAAAACUGGGUUUAUCGCUUUAUUCAACGUUUCCCGGAUGUUGAUUUUGAGAUGAGACGACAGAAGGUUAUAGAUUCAAAAAGAAUGAGCCACGAAGAUGUUGCUAUUCUAGAACAUUGGUAUGAUUUAUUAGACAAAAUUCUUGAUGGUGUACCAGAAAGGCUUGUCUAUAAUUUUGAUGAAACUGGCUUCCAAUUGGGCCAAGGACAAACUCAGAAAGUCUUUACACGUCAUAAAACAAAGAUUCCACGUCUUGCCGGUGAAGAACAUGGAGAGCGAGUUACUGUCGCAGAAUGUAUUGCGGCUGAUGGUUGGAGAAUGGAACCCCUCGUUAUCUUUAAAGGACGCCAUCAAAUGGAGGCUUGGUAUGAUACCAAAUUACCUGAGGAGUGGAUGACUGCAACUACUGAGAAAGGCUAUAUGGUUGAUGAACUUGCUGUGCUUUGGAUCAAAGAAUUUGACCGUCAAACGCAGCAUCGCGUUAAGCAAGGCGAGCAAAGAAUUCUUUUAGUUGAUGGCUGUGGCUCACAUCUGACAUUUGAAUUCUUAAACUCUGCUGAAAAAGCUGGUAUCAAGAUCUUUGGUUUUCCACCAAAUAAGACAAAUUAUAUUCAACCUUUGGAUGGUAAGCCAUUUUUGGCUUAUAAGGCUUAUUUUCGUCAACAAAAUAACCUCAUUUCACAGUGGGGUGGGGGUCUUACAGCAAACAAAAACUCAUUUCUCGAAGACCUUAUGGGCUUUAGAGAUAAAGCUUUGACACAGAGAGUUUGCCGAAAUGCGUUUCGAGAACGAGGAAUUUAUCCAGUCAAUGCUAAAAUUGUCUGUCAAAAACUGGAAGAUGCCCUUCCUCCUAUCCCAGAUAUAUCAAUUGAUCUUCGGGAUCAAAAAACACCAUCACCACCACUGGAAAAUAUACUAUCUUCAAGUCUAGAGAAUACACCUUCAAAGACUACAGAAGACGUCCAGAAACGCCGCAAAAAACUAGCUCCCUUAAUGGAAUUAGAUAGUAUUACACCUCGGCAAAAACGGACGUUAGAUCAAAUACUUACAGAGAUGGAUUUCCACGUUCAGGCGAUUCAAAACGCAUCUUCUACGAUCGCAAAAAUAGCCCAAAUCCAGGCCCCACGGGCUAAAAAAUCUACCAAACGGCGAUUAUUAAACCUCAAAGAUGAUGGAAUUUUACGUGUUAAAGAUGCAAAUCGAUCUAUUGCUGAGCGACGUGCUAAGGAAGAUGAAAAAGAGGAUAGACGGGUGGCCAAAGAUUUUAAAAAACGCUUUGGAUUUGAACCUUCUCGACCCUCAACAGAUAAAUCACCUAUUGUGUCUUCUACGCCGAUUCUUGGAGAUAAUGGUGAUAUAAUUGCAUAUCAAGAUUCAUUUAGUAUUUAG
Penicillium angulare is the source of this 1713-nucleotide messenger RNA. RefSeq names its product transposase. The record is from RefSeq and is a predicted model, not a curated record. Gene Ontology annotation, cellular component: nucleus. NCBI's taxonomy places the organism in Eukaryota, Fungi, Ascomycota, Eurotiomycetes, Eurotiales, Aspergillaceae. The transcript has a single exon. Bases 1 to 1713 code for a protein of 570 amino acids. Gene Ontology annotation, molecular function: DNA binding.